AUGUACCCAUCACUCAAGACCAAAGAUCUCACUGAGAAACUGUUCCCGAACAACGAUCAAAGCCAUGAACAAGAACAACAAUCAACCACUUUUGAAUCUUCAGAGGAAGUUGUAAUCAAAAUCCCCAAAACAACAAUCCAUUUGGUUCCAAUUUCGAUGUCGCAACUGGAGCAUCGGGCGUUUACACCGAAGGAAGACGAGACGGUUCUUAGAGCUCAUGCGAGGUUUGUGUCGGGUUUUUGCUUCAAUCUGAGUAGUCCGUCGAGAUUUGACGUCAGUGAUUCCAACGUUCAUGUUUAUUGGCCAGUGACAAGAUCUGCCACACCGGUUAAGGAUCCGUUGACGUCGUUGAGUCUAUCGGUUCCUGUAUCCGAAUCAUUUGAAGCUUCAUCGAUGUCGGCGACAGUGGCACAUCCUCCGCGAAAAUGGCGAUUUCGACGGCAAAGCAACAACUUCAUGUAUCCCGACUACCGAUUAAGCAACCAUACAAGGUGCUUCUGCCAUUUAGUGCGGAUUUUUUAUCGGUGA
Molecule: messenger RNA, 528 nt
Organism: Lactuca saligna
Lineage: Eukaryota; Viridiplantae; Streptophyta; Magnoliopsida; Asterales; Asteraceae
Source: the annotation of a GenBank genome assembly